Molecule: messenger RNA, 2944 nt
Organism: Saprolegnia diclina VS20
Lineage: Eukaryota; Oomycota; Saprolegniomycetes; Saprolegniales; Saprolegniaceae
Exons: 10
Coding region: 29-2905 (958 amino acids)
Biological process (GO): DNA recombination; double-strand break repair via nonhomologous end joining; nucleotide-excision repair, DNA gap filling
Cellular component (GO): DNA ligase IV complex
Molecular function (GO): ATP binding; DNA ligase (ATP) activity; DNA binding
Source: RefSeq, a predicted model, not a curated record
CGACGUUGCAUUGCGCCGUUGAAUCGCGAUGGCCGGGACGUUGCCCUUUGGAAGCUUCUGCGCGCUCCUCGAGCGCGUCGCCAGCACGAAUAAGAGCGAGGCCAAGCUCAAGCUCAUCUUCAGCGCUGAGCUGCGCGCAGCCUGCGGCGGCGGCUCGGUGUACCCGCUGCUGCGGCUGCUCCUGCCACACCUCGACCGCGACCGGACGUACAAGCUCAAGGAGAAGAAGCUCGCCGCGCUGUACGUGGAGCUCCUCGGCAUCAGCGCCAAUAGCGGAGACGGCAAGAUGCUAUUGCAUUGGACGGACCCGACAAUUGUGACGACGCGGGCGGUCGGCGACUUUUCGUCCGUGGUCCAGCAAGUGAUGCAAUACCGAGCCAAGCCCUGCGAUGCGUCCGUGACCCUUAACGAUGUCAAUGGGCUCCUUGAUGCGCUCAACCGGGUGCACACCGUCGAUGCGAUGACUGAGAAGAAGCGCGUGCUGCGGCAGAUGCUCACGCGCUUCUCGGGCGAGGAGCAGAAGUGGCUUGUCCGCAUGAUCCUCAAGGACCUCAAGAUUGGACUGCGCCACGAGCGUGUGCUCGCUUUCAUCCACCCGGACGCACCCGAGAUGUUCAACCACACGAACGACUUGGCUCGCGUUUGCGACGAGCUCACCGACUCGCGCGUCCGCUACGUCCCGGCGAUUACGCCCGGCCAGGUCUUUACGCCGAUGCUCGCAAAACGCGUGUCCUUUGGCGAGUGCACCCAAGCGAUGCAGUCGAAUGCAUUUUACAUGGAGCCCAAGCUCGACGGCGAGCGUAUCACGUGCCAUGUACAGCGCACGGCGUGUGGCGGCCGCUCGACGCAGCUCAUUACGCGCAACGGCACCAACUACACGGACAAGUACGGUCCGGCCAUCGCCUCGUACAUUGAGGCCCAAGUACACGCGGCGUACGACUGCAUUCUCGAUGGCGAGAUGCUCGUUUGGGACAGCGUCGCGUUCAAGUACGAGUCGUUUGGAUCACUCAAGACGGUCGCGAUCGAGCAAGCCCAAGGCAAAAACCCUGGACAAUGGCUCUGCUAUGUCGUCUGGGACAUCGUCUACUGCGGCGGCGACGGUGCGGCUGCGCUCAUCCAAAAAGCCUGCCCCAAUGUCGCGUCGACGUCGACCAACAUCAUGGGGUUACCGCUUUCUGCACGCCUCUCAGUUCUGGAUGCAGUUUUGACGCCGCUGACGCACCGCGUCGAACGCAUCGAGCAAGUCCUUGUGCCCGCAUCAAUGCCGGCGCAGGCCCGACACGAGCGCGUCAUGGCCGAAGUCGACGCCCGCUUGCUCGCCGGCUACGAGGGUGUGAUUCUCAAGGACGCCACGUCCCACUACAUGUGCGGGGAGGUCGGUCGAAAGAGCCAGCGCUGGGUCAAGCUCAAGCCCGAUUACGCCGGCAUGACCCGCCAACUGGACGUGCUUGUCAUUGGCGGCUACUACGGCUCGGGCAGUCGGCGCGGCGGAGCCGUCUCCCAUUUUCUUCUCGGGGUACUCGAGCGGACGCCAAAGGACACGGAUGCGUCGCUACCCGUGGUGUCGUUUUGUAAAGUGGGCUCGGGGUAUUCGUUGCCAGAGUUGGAGGCGCUUCGCGAGCGUCUCGCGCCGCACUGGCGCCCGUGGGAAGCCGGCAAGCUACCAGGGCACUUUGAAGGCUGGACACCCAAGGCUGACUCCCGCCCAGACGUGUGGCUAGCCCCCGAAGACUCGGUUUGCGUCGAGAUUUACGGCUUUGAGCUCACGUACUCGAGCGAGUACCAAACAGGCUUGACGCUCCGCUUUCCGCGCGUCAAAGCGAUUCGCUAUGACAAGAACUGGACUGAGGCGCUCACUCUCUCGCAGCUCAAUGCGCUCAAGGGCCAGCAGUUUAGCCAAAAGCGCGCGAUCGAUGUAGCAUUUGGCCACAAGGACACGGCGAAGCGCAAGGCGACACCGCAAAAGACCAAGCGGUCGGCUUUGGACCGAGGACAUGUCGGUGUUGCGCUUCAAUACACACAGGCCAACCUCGCCGAGGUCGAAGAAGCCUCGUCGCUGUUUGCAGGGGCUACGUUUUGCGUGCUCCCUGGCAAGCUUGGCACGCUGGACAAGCCGGGUCUCGAGCAGCUUCUGCACGCCCACGGCGCCACGUGUGUGCAGAACCCGCACCCUGCGCUGCAUCCGCCAGCGACGACGUGGAUUGUGGCGCCGCAUGCCGACGGACUGAAAACACGCAACUACAUCAAGCAAGGCGUGUACGACAUUCUGCACGCCGAGUGGGUCCUCCGUAGUGUCGACGCCAGCAGCUUAGUCGCCAAGCGCGCGACCGACUAUGUAUUUGCGACGGCGCCAACGGCGGCACUCCUCACGACACAGUACGAUGCGUACGGCGACCAUUAUACGACGCCGCUGACGAUGGACGAUCUCGACCGCCUCUUGCAGUCGUCGGCGUUUCCAGCGCCGCUGCCGCACCCGUGGCAAGACCUCGCUGCGACUCUCGACGGUGACGAGCAAGCCGCGAUCACGUGCCCGACCAACUGUCUCUGGCACUGCGUCGUGUACGUCGACCAGUUUGCAUCGAUCGUGACGGACGACGAUUCGUCAGUAUUGCCCGCGCGGGUGGACCGGACGUCUGAUAUGCAUCACAUUGCCCAGUGCAUUGCUCUCUUUGGCGGCCAAGUCGAAACAGCGCUCUCGCACCGGGUCACACACGUGGUGCUGCCGGACGGGCCGAUGACGGCAGAGCGUCUUGCGCUCGUGCGUCCGUGGAUCCAAGCCCGACGCCGCACUGCGGGGAGCGAGCCGGUCGUUGUCACGUCCAAGUGGGUCGUCGCCAGCAUCCGCGCCCGAGAGCAGCUACCCAUGGAAGGCCACGAAACGUCUGCAUUUCAGCUGCCGUGCUAAGAUGGUCAAUAUGCAUGUAUUACUUCGCACCAUCCGAGA